CAAGUAAAUUUAAAUAACGCUCUGAGGGAAAUCCAAUCACUUAAGCAGAGGCACUCCAGCCGAGCGAAGGGGAGCCAGCGUUGACGAGAGAAGACGACAGCUGUAUUAAUAAAGAUUAAAGCGCUGCGAAAAGGCCGAGAGGAUCGGCCCCGUUAACCCUUUGGCCGGCUGCGCAGACACCACACGCGUGCAACAUGUCCGCGUUUCCCGCCUUGCCGCCCGCCUUCGCCAGCAAGACCCGCUCAGCCUCGCCGCGUCCGAGAUCUCGGCUGAGGGAGUGAGGAAUCCGCCUGAAAGGCGAGGCGAGGCGCGCGCGGGAGGAGACGGGGGGGGUUCCUUGUGCAGCUGCCAAGAAGGCACCCCACCCGCUGCUGUUCCCGGGCUUGGGACUUGCGCGCCCGGGAAAAGCGAGUUUGCAAAGAAAGCCGGAGGGGAAGCGAGCGCGGAGGCGGCGGGCCAUGGUGGCGGGCCGGAGCGAGCCCAGCAGCCCUCCUCCUCCUCCUCUUCCCUGAGGAGGGGGGAGAUGACGGGCGGCAGGCUCCCCCCGGGGCUGCUGGCGCUGGGCGCCGUUUUGCUGUGGCAGCCUUGCCAAGGCAGCUGCGGCGCCCAGAAAUGCGGCGCGCAGGAGAGCUGCUGCAGCUACGGCAACGCCACCUACGCGGAGACCAAAUGCUGCAAGCUGCCUUUCCACACGUUCCUGGACAACGUGGGUUGGUUCGUGCGGAAGCUCUCCGGGCUGCUCAUCUUGUUGGUGCUCUUCGCCAUCGGGUAUUUUUUGCAGCGGAUCAUCUGCCCCAGCCCCCGCAGGCACGGGAGGCGACGCCGGCGCCCGGGACAACGAGGCGAGGAGGACGACGAGGAAGAAGAGGAGGAGGAAGAGGAGGAUUACGACGAUGACGACGCGGAAGACCGGGACUCCUUUUCCCGCGUCACCCCGCUGAACGGGACGGCCGCCACCUCGCAGGACUCGCUGCUGGACAGCCGGGGCCGGGAGGCGUCCCUGCCGCCCCCUCUUCUCCACGUCGUCUCGCCCGUCUUUUUGCAGCUGCCUAGCUACGAAGAGGUGAAAUAUUUGCCCACUUACGAGGAAUCCAUGCGGCCCCAGCAACCUCUGGUCCUGCCCGUCACCAGCCUGGCCGCCGGGACGGGCAGAGGCCCCGCGGAGCCGGAUCCCUGGACCAGAGGCAGCUGAAGAGACCCUUCCCCGCCUUUUCCUCAGCGCCCCGCAGCUGGUGGGUUGCCGCCAAAAUCGAAGGAGCCGCGCCGUCGGCGUGGCCAAAGAUCUUCUGCCGAAGCCCCGCUUUCUGUGGGGAGAUAAUUUAGGGAGGGGCGGUGGAAAUAGCAAAGAAGGGAAAGGGAGGGGGACUGGAGGGUCUUCCUUGAUCCUCCCCUCCCCCGUUUUUGCGAAGUUGCACUCCUGAGAGAAGCUCCUUUGUAGCAAAGUCGGAUUCUGCCUCUGCCUGUGAAACACCGCCAGCCUUUUUACAUUUGAGAUGCCUGAUGGUAGUACAGGCAUCUUUUAAGUGCCAGUCUAAAUAUGCGUUCAAAUGGAGACGUUCACAAGUACGAGCUACGUUGUUUGUUUGUUUGUUUUUUUUAAAUAGUCCUUCCCUGUAUGGUGUCGGUGCGCUAUGUACCUUCCUAAUGCAAAAUAAAAUUCCAGGAAGGGAAGAGAGUGAUUCCUUUACUUGCGGUAAAUCCAGGUCAUGCUGGUUUUAAAUUUCUCUUUUCCUGAAUUUUGCAUAUGCCCAUCAAGAAGUAAUUUGCUUACGCAAAACCAUCAACAUUGCUGGAUGUGAGAUGAGCGCAUCAAGACAAAGACACAGGAUCUCUUCUGGUGGUUGGACUUUUUUUUUUUUUUUUAAAAAAAGCACUUUGACAUUAUUAAGUUCAGAAAGAUUUGGGGACUUUGGAGAGAGUGAGGACUGGGUAUUCAUUAAAAAGCUUUUUUUAAUAACAAAAAAGCAGUCAUUUGUCUUUUUUAUGUAGAUUAUUAAAAGCAUUAUUAA
Molecule: messenger RNA, 2009 nt
Organism: Pantherophis guttatus
Lineage: Eukaryota; Metazoa; Chordata; Lepidosauria; Squamata; Colubridae
Gene: C6H3orf80
Product: chromosome 6 C3orf80 homolog
Source: RefSeq, a predicted model, not a curated record